AUGUUCGUUGGGGUCCGCGAGCACCACCUACUCCUGGUCACGUUGCUCCUCUUCAACACCGUGGCCAACGAGGCUCUGCCGGUCUUCUUGGACAGGCUGCUGCCUUCCUGGGCGGCGGUCUUGCUGUCGGUCAGCGUCGUCCUUAUUUGCGGUGAGAUCCUGCCUUCGGCAGUCUUCACCGGCCCGAACCAGUUUGCCAUCGCAUCUGCGCUGGUGCCUUUGGUUCAGGUCUUACAGGUCCUUUUCUUCCCAGUCGCCCGGCCAAUUGCCAAUGUCCUGGACCAAAUGUUCAAAGACGAGGCUUCGGAGGAGGGUGGCGAAGGGGGCCAUGGUGGCCCUGGGGGCCCCAAGUACUCUCGGGCGGAGCUGCGGGCGAUGUUGGUCCUCCACGGCCCUGACGAAGACGAGAACAGCAAAGAAAGUCAUGAAAGCAAUGGCCACUUCUGCAACUGUGCUGUGAUGGGCGAAGCGAACGGACCCAAGCGCUCCGGGGAGGAGGACGCAGAGGACGAGGUCAUCGCCAAGUCCGAGCUUCGCAUGCUCGAUGGGGUUCUCAGCCUUCGAGACCGCUACCUCUCGCAGCUGCGCUGCUUCACUCCGCUGAAGCACUGCCGCAUUGCUUCUGCCAAGGAGCAGGCCGUGGAUGUGGUGGCGCGCUGCGCCUUGAACGGCGGUGACCGCUGCGUGAUCGUCCUGCACGAUGGUUCUACGGCCGUGUUGGGUGCCCCACCCUCGCUCGAUGGCGGAGGUGAUAGCGACACCGACGUGGGGUCCCCCUCGGCGGCCUCGCCGAAGUUGAGUUUGAGGGCGUCGGCAGUACGAGGAGCCCUGAAAAUGCAGGAGAUGUUGAAAGGCGGCUCUCAAAAGCUCAGCGCUCUUUGCCCGGCAAACAUGGUGACGGUAGACGAAGAUGACCAUCUCAUGCAGGUCAUGGGGAAGUUGCGUUCACAAAACUGUUCCAGUGCCAUCGUGGUCCGUCCAUCCUUGGACGGCGGGGCAGACACCGUUCGCGGUGUGGUGCACGUGUCGCAGGUGGUGUCCUUCUUGAUGACUGCCAAAGAUUUCAGCAGGGAAGGUACCAAAGAGAUGUGGAGCCCCUCGGUUUCACCAGGCUUCCGGCCGACCAACAACGCGCAGAGGCGCCAUCCGCUGGCCCGGGCGAGGUCCAAUCUGGGGGACGCGGGGCUGGCCAGCAGCACGCAAACCAUGAUGCGCUUCCGCCGCACCAUGCACCACGAGGAUGCUCCGAAGGUGCAGUUUCAGAUUGAGCGCAGCCACAGCAGGUAG
Symbiodinium sp. CCMP2592 is the source of this 1287-nucleotide messenger RNA. The record is from the annotation of a GenBank genome assembly. NCBI's taxonomy places the organism in Eukaryota, Dinophyceae, Suessiales, Symbiodiniaceae.